Molecule: messenger RNA, 2865 nt
Organism: Myodes glareolus (Bank vole)
Lineage: Eukaryota; Metazoa; Chordata; Mammalia; Rodentia; Cricetidae
Gene: Flcn
Product: folliculin
Biological process (GO): negative regulation of transcription by RNA polymerase II; positive regulation of transforming growth factor beta receptor signaling pathway; positive regulation of TORC1 signaling
Cellular component (GO): cytosol
Molecular function (GO): GTPase activator activity
Source: RefSeq, a predicted model, not a curated record
GUCACGCGCUGGGCUCGGUGCAGGGCCUGCGGAGCGGGCGAGCCCUCGGCGGGGGGUUGCUCGGUAGCAGCGGCUUUGCGGGCUCCGACAGGCGCGACCGUGUUCCGGCCCGGCGUCCGGGAGACGGCGAGCGCCCAAGUUGGGUUGGUGUUGGGCCUUAGAGCUGAAUGGAAGGCGGGGAUGAAAACCUCAGGUCCUUGAAGUCACGUGCAGUUGCCAGACCUGACUGGUCCGGCGGGAUGGUGGAAUUGUGAUCUGUUAAGCAUAAGGCCUCUGGCACCCCCAGCACCAUGAAUGCCAUUGUCGCUCUCUGCCACUUCUGCGAGCUCCAUGGCCCCCGCACUCUGUUCUGCACGGAGGUUUUACACGCUCCCCUGCCCCAGGGUGCUGGAAGUGGGGACAGCCCUGGCCAGGUUGAGCAGGCCGAGGAAGAGGAGGGUGGCAUCCAGAUGAGCAGCCGGGUUCGUGCCCACAGCCCAGCCGAGGGUGCCAGCACCGAGUCCAGCAGCCCUGGGCCCAAGAAAUCAGACAUGUGUGAGGGCUGCCGAUCACUUGCUGUAGGGCACCCGGGUUAUAUCAGUCAUGAUAAAGAAACCUCUAUUAAGUACGUCAGUCACCAGCACCCCAAUCACCCCCAGCUCUUCAGCGUCGUCCGCCAGGCCUGCGUCCGGAGCCUGAGCUGUGAGGUGUGCCCUGGUCGCGAAGGCCCUAUCUUCUUUGGUGAUGAACAGCAUGGCUUUGUGUUCAGCCACACCUUCUUCAUCAAAGACAGCCUGGCCAGAGGCUUCCAGCGCUGGUACAGCAUCAUUGCCAUCAUGAUGGAUCGAAUCUACCUCAUCAACUCCUGGCCCUUCCUGCUGGGGAAGAUCCGUGGGAUCAUCAGUGAGCUCCAGGGCAAGGCCCUCAAGGUAUUUGAGGCAGAGCAGUUCGGAUGCCCACAGCGUGCCCAGAGGAUGAACACAGCCUUCACACCCUUCCUGCACCAGAGGAAUGGCAACGCUGCCCGCUCUCUGACCUCCUUGACCAGUGACGACAACUUGUGGGCGUGUCUGCAUACUUCCUUUGCCUGGCUCCUGAAGGCAUGUGGUAGCCGGCUGACAGAAAAGCUGUUGGAGGGUGCACCCACAGAGGACACCCUGGUCCAGAUGGAGAAGCUUGCUGACUUGGAGGAAGAAUCAGAAAGUUGGGACAAUUCUGAGGCCGAAGAGGAGGAGAAAACUGCUGCUGAGCCAGAGGGGGCUGAAGGGCGGGAGCUGCCCAGCUGCCCAGCAGAGUCGUCCUUUCUCCCGGCCUGUGGGAGCUGGCAACCCCCAAAGCUUUCUGUCUUCAAGUCCCUUCGACACAUGAGACAGGUCUUGGGGGCCUCCUCUUUUCGUAUGUUGGCCUGGCAUGUCCUCAUGGGAAAUCAGGUGAUCUGGAAAAGCAGAGAUGUGAACCUUGUCCAUUCUGCAUUUGAAGUCCUCCGGACCAUGCUGCCUGUAGGCUGUGUCCGAACCAUCCCCUACAGCAACCAGUAUGAGGAAGCCUACCGUUGCAACUUCCUAGGGCUCAGCCCUCCGGUGCCUAUCCCAGCUCAUGUGCUGGCCUCGGAGUUCGCAGUUGUUGUGGAGGUCCACACGGCCACACGCUCGAACCUCCACCCUGCUGGAUGCGAGGACGACCCGUCCCUCAGCAAGUACGAGUUCGUGGUGACCAGUGGGAGCCCUGUGGCCGCAGACAGAGUUGGGCCCACCAUCCUGAAUAAGAUUGAAGCAGCCCUGACCAACCAGAACCUGUCUGUGGAUGUGGUGGACCAGUGCCUUAUCUGUCUCAAGGAAGAGUGGAUGAACAAAGUGAAAGUCCUGUUUAAAUUCACCAAGGUGGACAGUCGCCCCAAGGAGGACACACAGAAGCUCCUGAGCGUCCUGGGCGCAUCAGAGGAAGACAACGUCAAGCUGCUGAAGUUCUGGAUGACGGGCCUGAGCAAAACCUACAAGUCACACCUCAUGUCCACGGUCCGCAGCCCCAUCGCCUCAGAGUCGCGUAACUGACUCAGAACAGCACCCCAGGUCUGCGCUGGGUUUCUGACUGCUGAGGGGAGGCCCUGUUUGAGGAGUGAAGACUUCUGGGCUGGGCUUUGUCCUCUUUAUGAGGUGCUGUGUCAUCCUUUAACUAUUGAAAUGUAGGGGAGACAGGGACAGUGAUCCCUCUGCAUCACACUGCCCCGUCAGGGACUGUCAAGAUGUGCUUCGUGCCUCCUGAGGAUAAAAGCUCAGAACUGACUCUGUAGCCUUCCUGCUGCAGUGUGUCCUCUCGGGGUCAGGAGCAAACCUUCCCACCAGGGAAGCCAGCAAGCAUCCUGGAUCGUUUGUGUGACCGGGUUGUUGAAUUCUCAGGUCAUGUGCCCACCCAUGGCCUCUGGUCAGCUUGCCUGCCAGCUUGUGGAUACAUUGAAACCAUGGCUGUUUUGUUUUGGGGUUUUUUUGUUGUUGUUGUUUUGAAUUUUAUUUUUUGAGUCAGGGUCUUAUUCUGUUGCCUGGUUUAGAACUCUCUGUGUGGCCUAUGCUAGUUUCAGACUUGCAGCAAUCUUCCUGUCUCAGCUUCCCAAGUGCUAGGAUAACAGAACUGAGCCACCAUGACUAUACAUGCUUCCUUCGCUGUUGCUGCUGCAGCAUUAACCAGUGGUUGAAGAAUAUGUCUUAAGACAGAUCGUCUCCCACCAUUGCAGUUUUAAUAAGGGUGCAGCUUAGAAGGGUUUCCUGAAAGGCUCCCAAUGUGUUUUUAUGAUAUUUUUGGUGUUUGUUUAUAUUUAACACGAAGACUAAGUUUACGUGUCUUGGUCUCUGUACAAUUGCGAGAAACAUAAUAAAUCUGUAUUUUUUUAAA